Messenger RNA from Aegilops tauschii subsp. strangulata, 3882 nucleotides. RefSeq lists its product as uncharacterized. Lineage: Eukaryota; Viridiplantae; Streptophyta; Magnoliopsida; Poales; Poaceae. The record is from RefSeq and is a predicted model, not a curated record. Gene Ontology annotation, molecular function: ATP hydrolysis activity. Gene Ontology annotation, biological process: recombinational repair.
ACAAUCCAUGCCCCGACUCCCCUUGCGAGCAUACCACCAUCAUUGGCGUUUUUUGGUUUUCGAAACGGGCAUCAUCAUUGGCGUUGCUACAACCUGCAACCGGUCUUGGUCUUCUUUCCUUGGCAGCUCUCAUCUUCUGGGGCCUUGCCUGCCUUUUGAUGUCAUCUCCCCACACGAUCUGUUUUUCUCCCCUGCUUUUGCCAUCUCCCCCACUCGGUCUCCUCCAUUUCCAAGGCAGAUAGCGGUGGGAGUAGUACUUGACAGUUCAAACGGCCACCGACUCCCAAAGUUUCUUUACUUGUACUAUCUCCUUGACUGCUUGGGAGCUGGGACAAGAUCAUAGGGGUAGGAGGGGGGCUACCAUCCCUUCCAUGGUUUGGAAGAAGAAGACUAUCAAAAGUUGACCAUUUUUUUACGGCCCUACAAGCUCUCCUGUCGGCCGGGGCAGGUGUUCUUGGAGCCCGAGCAGCUCUGCCGUAACAGAAUCACAAUGCUAAUGGCACCGUCAGAUUCUUGAAGGCCUUUGCAGGAAAAGGAGGACCAGAUUCCUAUGAAGUUCUUGCACUGAGAUCUCCAACAGAUUAAAUUUGUUGACCAAUGGAAGGGGGAGAGCAAAAAGUUUCAUCAUUUCCUGAUGUGCCGCCCAAGGACGACAUCCCCGCCGCCGCCAAGUCCCUCACCAUCAAGACCACCGCCAAUGCCGGCGGCUCCGACUGGCCGAGCCCCGCCUCGCCCUACCUCGGCUCGCCGUCGCCGCCGUCCUCCGCCUUCGUCUCCGCGCUGCAGUCGCCCUACAUCUCCCCUCGGAUCGCCGAGCCUCCUCCUCCUCCUAAUCCGCCGCACCGAGAAACCAGGGCCUCCCGGACCCCCGCGCUGCCCUCGCCGGCGUCCCGCGGCGGCGCCGAGUUCCGGUCGGAGGACACGGACGCGCCGACGAGCGCCUCCCGCACGCCGCCGUCGGAGCGCGGCUACGACUCCCGGUCCCAGGGCACCGACCCGCGCCGCCGGUCCUCCGACGGCGGCGGGCCCGCGCCGCGCGUCUCCUUCUCCUUCCCCGUGCCGCGCGUCUCGCUCACGCGGGGCGCCGUCGCGUCGCCCAUGUCCAACGGCAAGCUCCGGAGCUGCGACGUCUACAUCGGCUUCCACGGCCAGGGUGCCCCCCUCGCCAGGUUCUGCAGGUGGCUCAAGGCAGAGCUCGAGCUGCAAGGAAUCGCCGCGUUCACGGCCGACCGGGCCAGGUACUCCGGCGCGCACAGCCAUGAGAUCGCAGACCGCAUCAUCUGUUCGGCGGCUUUCGGCAUCGUGGUGGUCACCACGUCUGGCUUCCUCAACCCGUUCGUCCUCGAGGAGAUCCGGUUCUUUGCUCAGAAGAGGAACCUGGUGCCCAUCCUGUUCGACACCAGGGCGUCGGACAUCGCCGGGCUGUUUGACGGCAAGCCUGAAGAUAAGGAGGGCAUGGAAGCGUUUGAGGGGCUGAUGCGGUGCCAUGAGCUGAAGCUCGAGACAGAUGAGAGCAGCUGGAGGAGGUGUGUGUCGACGGCGGUCACCGUGCUGCAGUCGAAGCUUGGCCGGGGUACGAUUGCCGAAAAGGAGAGCGAGGGAACCGAGGGUUUGCCAUUUCCGCGGAACCGGCAUUUCAUUGGAAGGGAGAAAGAGCUUGCAGAGAUCGAGGGAAUGUGCUUCGGUUGCGCCGGGGAAGUCGAAGAUGUGGAGUGCCCAGGGGGCAGCACCAUGCUUAAUUGUGUGUCCAGUGGUGUGUCAGAUGGAGGAUUUGCCGAUGAGGACAGUGACAGGGUGAGGACAAGCAGUGGCAGGUUUGGCAGCUUGGAGUUGCACAAGUGCAAGCGGCCUGUGUUGGAGGCAUCGGUUGAUCCGGCGAUCGAUCUGUCGGCUGCGAAAGGGAUCGGUCUUCUGAAGCAGAGAUCAAAGCUCAGGAAGUCGAGAUUCAGGUGCAACAGCAAGGAUCAUGGCAAUGGCAAUGUGGUCUGCAUCAAUGGCAUUUCAGGCAUUGGCAAGACGGAGCUGGCAUUGGAGUUUGCGUACCGGUACUCACAGCGGUACAAGAUGGUGUUGUGGAUUGGAGGCGAGGCGAGGUACUUGAGACAGAACAUACUGAAUUUAUCAGGGUAUUUGGGGCUGGAUAUCAGCGCCGAGGCUGAGAGGGAGCACGGCAGGAUCAGGAGCUUUGAGGAGCAAGAGUUGGAUGCUUUUCAAAGGGUGAAGAGAGAGCUUUUCAGGGAUGUGCCCUACUUGCUCAUAAUCGAUAACCUCGAGAGCGAGAGGGACUGGUGGGAAGGGAAGGACCUGCAGGAUUUCAUACCUAGAAACACUGGAGCAAGCCAUGUCGUCGUGACAACACGGCUGCCGCAUUUCAUGAACCUUGAGCCAAUUCAUCUUCCGCAGCUCUCGUUUCAUGAUGCUAUGGUCCUGAUAAAGGGGAAAAAGAAGAAGGAUUACCCUCCUGAGGAACUGGAAGUUCUGAAGAAAUUCGACGAGCAGCUGGGGCGAGUGAGCUUCGGGCUGUGGCUUGUUGGUUCACUGUUGUCUGAGUUGAUGAUUGAUCCUGGUAUUCUUCUUGAGGCUGUCGAGCGGGUGUCGCUAAAUGAGAACAUGAUUGUGUUCUGUUCUGGUGAUGACAACUUAUGGCAGAACAAUUUGUUUCUGAUCAAGGUGUUGGUCUUCUGCUUCGCAUUGAUGGACCAGGUGAAAGGAGGCAGCCUUGCCUUGAGGAUGAUCACAGUAGGUUCUUGGCUAGCUCCAUCGCCCAUGUCGUCGACCCUACUAGCUGCCAUGGCCAGCAAGCUGCCAACAAAAGCCAAUAGCAUUCAGUUGUUGAGUGAAUCACUUAAGGCAGCACUCUUGUGCGGCACACACUGCUUUCUACAGCCGCAGGCAAGGAAAGCUGAGGUGGAGUCGGCACACUUGCUAGUAAAACUUGGCUUGGCGCGAAAAACAACUCAGCGUCCAGGUUGCUGGAUUCAGUUUCACCCGAUCGUGCAGCUGUUCGGCAAGAUCAGCGGCAGUUUGGCACCGGCAUCCGCAGCAGUAUCCGGUGUCAUAAGGACUGGCAAUAUGUCUAUCUAUUCAGAUCACAUGUGGGCUAGUGCAUUCCUUCUGUUUGGCUUCAAAUCAGAGCCGCCUGUGGUUCAACUCAAGCCGGUCGACCUGGUGCUCUUCAUCAAGAAGAUAGCACUGCCCCUGGCAGUCCAAGCGUUCAUGGCAUUCUCGCGCUGCGGCUCCGCGCUGGAGUUGCUCAAGGUGUGCACCAACAUCCUCGAGGAUGCGGAGAAGUCGGUCGCGUCACGGAUACAGGACCUGAAGCAGGGAUCGCUGUGCUGGAAGAAGAAGCUGCGGACAGACAACCAUGUCGACGAGUUCGUCUGGCAUGAGAUGGCACUGCUGAAAGCAACGCUGCUCGAGACGAGGGCGAAGCUGCUUGUGCGAGGCGGGUUGUUUGACAGCGGGGAGGAGCUGUGCAGGACCUGCAUCAGCAUCAGGACGGUCAUGCUUGGCCACGACCAUGCCCAGACAUUGGCGGCUCAGGAGACGCUCGCAAAGGUGGUUCGAUACAGGAGUAAAAUCUGAGAUGGCGCGGAACCGUGCGAGCUGUUCGACAUAGGCAGUAUCUAGAUUUUGUAUCUUGGUCUUUGCUGUGUCUGUGAUUCACUACUCGACAUUCCUUAUCGCGACACUUUUUUUGUUAGAUCACUGAGAUAGCUAGUCUGAUUAUGAGAUCAUGUGUAACUUGACAACUUAUUUAACCAACUUGCUGUGUACAGUCCGGUCUCCUAAAUCUACCUAUGAAUUUUCUUUGAUGAAAUUCUGAGCAUUUUAUGGAUGAAUUAUCUAAUGACACAUGUGACCUGGAGAUGUUUUGUGCUA